UGUCAGAUGUUUGCUCACACCGAACACUUCACAGUGGCCUAGACUACUGUACGGCGCUAGUGACCCACCGAUCAGUGUAUAAGUUACACGCCUUGUGCUGACUGCUAGUGUAUAUUUUCUGAAGACAGUGAAGUCGCUUGCUGAGUUAAUUUCCACGUGUUGGUUGGGUGAACAUUACAAUCCCAACACUUGCUCUCAUAACUUGGUGCUAAAUAAUCUUGAUAGUUGAUUAGAAACAGAAGAUAAACAACAUAGCGAACAGGAAUAACAGUAAAAGUGGUUGGGAACAGCUGUGUCAUUCUUCUUCCGGCAAUUAGCUGUACAACUAUGCCGCUCCCAGAAGAGGACGUGUUGGUGCAGAAGAUUUUGCAUGAGAUGAAUAAAAAGGCCUCGUGUGCUGUCAACCAGAAAAAAAAUAUGGUGAACAAGCUGGUGAAAGAACUGAAUCAUCGCCUGCAGGAGGAGACGGACAUUCUGAAGGGCACCACCAUCAGGCGCUGUGGCACUGCCUAUGAAAACCUCACUGUUGGUAUGGAGGAAGACUUUGAUUUGAUCUUAGUGCUUGGAGAACCCUUUGUCAGUAGCAACUUUAAGAUAACUCGGGAGGAGAGAUCAAAGUACCGAUAUUACAGUCUGAACAAAAAAAGGAAUGUGAAUAUCAAUAAGAAGAAGAACUUCUGUAGCAACAGGCGUAACUUGAACAGUGAGGCUCUACGUAUCCACAUCUUCGAAAGGCUGGAGCAGAUUCUGAGGACCAUCACAGUGCAGGGUGUGUCAGUGACGUCAAUCCCACAGUCUCCUGCCAUGAAGCUGAACCUUCGUAGUAAGAAAGGAAGGACGAUUGAGAUAGAUAUAACACCUCAGAUUGCUCUUAGUUCCUGGGAUGAGUGUCCUGGCCUGGUGCCUCUGUAUACUCUCCCUCAGUGCCUUAAGGACUACAUUGAGGGAAGUGAUGGAAACGGGUCACCAGUUCUGUACUUCACGCCAGCAGCACCAAGGACUCAGAGGUCGCCUUCCCAUCCUAUCUGCAAUAUGGUUGGCUGCUACAUGAUGGAGAAAAAGUUUUUUAGGGAGGAAACUGCAAUUUGGGACAUGGUGAGGUUGGCUAAGCUCGUCAAAGAUAAUCGUAACUGGACAACGGAGUAUGGUCUAAAAUCCUUUCAUCUGAAGCGUCUGGCCAUCAAGAAUGCCAACACACUGAGGUCCAUGACGCCCUGGAAUGGCUACAAGGCUUUACUGAAAUGCAUAGACAGGGAGCUAAAGGCUUGUAGUGGACUGACCGACUGUUUUGUGGAGAAACAGUUCAUAUACUACGAGAAACAUCUCGGUAAAGUGAGGAAGCUCCGGCGGGCGCUGACUGAGGCACAACAGCUGACACCAGAAGACCUGAAAGCUAUGGUGUAGUGACAGAAGAAUGUAGUUUGAUUUUUUUUUUGUCACUAUUGCAAAAUAUUGAUACAGUAAUCGUAAAUUACAACUCUGAGCCAAGAGUGCGAUCCUGAGGCCAUAAAGGCUUAUAUGCCCCCUCCUGAGUACUGUACAGGGUGGAUCACUUAGUCAUGUUGUCAAUAUUAAGAGUUAAAACACCAAGUUCUCUAGUUAUCCUUGCUGAGGAACUGCCACAUUUUGGCUAGUCAAAGAUGGAGUAAAUAUGGCCUUAUUUCUUUUACAUACUGAUUCCAUUACUAAAUAGAGCCCCAUCAUAUGAAUUCCCCCAAAUUAUUACAUUACUGUACCUGGAAUAGCUACCGUAACCUCCAGUCCGUGGUAUUCUCAUUUCUGCAUCAUUGUUUUGCGUAAAUUACUGGAAGAUUACUCUAUAUUCCUAGAGGUAUAGGUGUGAAACAAUAUAUUGGAAUCAUUUGAAGGUGAAAUAAGUUAGUUAUUAAAGGAACAAAGGAUUUGGAAAUAUUUAGGAAUUUCUUCUGUACCUUUUGUGUGAACCAAAUCCUUAAACAAACUGUUACUGGCCUUGGUAGAUAUUAAUGUUAUAAUAUUAUACUAUAGACCAAAGUUUAGGCAUAUAUUUAUCUGAUAACACUUUCCUAGUUGUCACCUGGAACUGGAAAGGUGAUCUUAUACUGUACAAACCAUUCUACUCUUCAGUUACAUUCCACUGUUUUUCAUAUACAGUUUUAGGUUAUACUGUAGAUAAAAACCCUAAGUGCAUUUGGUAUGUACAGUUUACAAUGUUUAUUUCUUCCAGGUAUUGGUGAUAAUAACUAGAAUAUUAUUUCUCUGAUUCUUUGGUAGCUAUUCCUAAGGAUGAAUGAGAGCAAAAACCUAUACGUACAUUUAUAUUGAUUAAGUAUGGAGUUAUUUCACUACCCCAAAACAUGUUAUUGUACCUUAUUAUUCCUGUUUUUUACUUCUGGUGAGGGAACCUUUCUCUUCAUACUAAAAGGUUAAUCAGAUGACAGCAAUGGUGAUGAGAAUGACAGCAGUGAUAAUAAGAACACAGUAACAUGAUGAUAAUGACAAUAGUGAUGAUAAGAUAAGAAUGACAAUAGUGAUGAUAAGAUAAGAAUGACAACAGGGAUGACAAAUUUUCGGGUACCUAAAAUUAAUAAAUAAUAUUUUGGUA
Molecule: messenger RNA, 2584 nt
Organism: Homarus americanus (American lobster)
Lineage: Eukaryota; Metazoa; Arthropoda; Malacostraca; Decapoda; Nephropidae
Exons: 9
Coding region: 328-1404 (358 amino acids)
Source: RefSeq, a predicted model, not a curated record